Molecule: messenger RNA, 1692 nt
Organism: Monoraphidium neglectum
Lineage: Eukaryota; Viridiplantae; Chlorophyta; Chlorophyceae; Sphaeropleales; Selenastraceae
Product: bifunctional polynucleotidephosphatase/kinase
Exons: 12
Coding region: 1-1692 (563 amino acids)
Biological process (GO): DNA repair
Molecular function (GO): polynucleotide 3'-phosphatase activity; double-stranded DNA binding; ATP-dependent polydeoxyribonucleotide 5'-hydroxyl-kinase activity
Source: RefSeq, a predicted model, not a curated record
AUGCCGCCCCGCAAGAAGGCCAAGAAGUCGGAGUCGGAGAGCGAGGAGCCCUCAGAGUUUGAGCCCUCUGCGUCUGAGGGCUCGGCAGGCAGCACCGGUGGCGGCGCCUCCGACGCGUCCGACGACUCCGACUUUGGCGGCUCCAAGCGCAAGAAGCCCACCGCGGCCGCCGCUGCCAAGAAGAAGCCUGCCGCGGCCGCGACCGCAGCCGCGCCCAAGGCCGGCGCCAAGAAGAAGAUCUCCGCCGUCGCGGCGCCGAAGCGCAAGGCGCCCGCGGCAAAGGCGGAGGCGGCCGCUGUCGAUGGGUCUGAGGAAGGAGAGGGCGGCCACGAGGACGAGCAGCCCAAGAAGAAGCGGGCGCCCGCCAAGAAGAAGGAUUUCCAGCCCAAGGCGGACGACCCCUGGAGCUACGAGGGGCGCAACCUGAUCUGGAGGGACUUUGGAGGAACACAGCCGGGCGAGAAGAUCGCAGCUUUUGACCUGGACGGCACCCUCAUCAACACGGCAUCGGGUCGGCAGUUUGCCGCCAACAGCACCGACUGGAAGUUCUACAACAAGCACGUGGUCAAGAAGGUCAAGGAGUACGCAGAUGACGGCUACAAGAUCGUGAUUUUCAGCAACCAGGGCCAGAUCAAGUCUGCCGUUGACCUCAAGGCAGCAGACAACGUCAAGAAGAGGGUCGAGGCCGUGGUGGAGCAGCUGGACGUGCCUGUGCAGGUGUUCCUGGCCCCCCAGAACGACCAGUACCGCAAGCCCGAGACCGGCAUGUGGCGCUACAUGGUUGAGAACUGCAACGGCGGCGUCACCCCCAGCCUUUCCGAGUCCUUUUUUGUGGGCGACGCGGCGGGGCGGCCGGCGGACGCUGCGACGGGCAGCAUAAAGGACUUCAGCGACAGCGACAAGGCCUUUGCUCAGGCGGUCGGCAUCAGCUUCAAGCUGCCGGAUGACGAAUUCGGCGCCAUGGAGGGCAAGCGGGCGCUGGACGCGGGCGCCAGGGCGGCGGCGCGCGAGACGCUGGCCGCGGGCGAGGGCCCCAACGCGCAGCUGCUCAGUGCCCUGAGCACGUACGCAGACGAGUGCUUCGACACCGCCAAGACCAGUGGCGAUGACAAGUACAAGUGGAAGGCCACCGCCAUGAAGAAGGCAGUCACCAGCCUGGCCACCUUCUCAGACCCCAUCACGCUGGACUCGCUCAAGGCGGUGCUCAAGCUGCCAGGCGUGGGCAAGGGGACGGUAGACAAGCCGCAGCCGCUGCUGCUGCUGUCGCCCCGCGACAGGUGGCGGCCGGCUGCGGCGGCUGCAGCGGCGCGGCCGCGGCCGCGGCCGCGGCCUGGCGGCGCCGCGGACGGCUGGGGGGUUGGAGGCGAAGGAAGCGGCGGCAGCAUUUCAAUGGUUCCAUGCAGCCGCGGCAUCGGCGGCUGCAAACACAUAUCUACCUGCAGCGGCAGCGGCUGUGGCAGUAGCUCCUGGCAGCAGCAUCCGGUGUUGCAGCCUGUACAUGCCCCGCCGCUGCUCAGUGCGCGGCUGCCGGUCCUGGUGCCGCGGCCAAAGCUGCUGGCCGCUGUUAUCAAGGAGUACCUCACAACCGGCAAGGUGGAGCUGGGUGCCGCCGACCCCGAGGCAGCUGCCAAGCGGGAGGCGAUCGCCAAGGAGGGCAACAAGCGGCAGGAGGCGGCGAUAGCCUUCCUGUGA